Molecule: messenger RNA, 672 nt
Organism: Zea mays
Lineage: Eukaryota; Viridiplantae; Streptophyta; Magnoliopsida; Poales; Poaceae
Product: SMR domain-containing protein At5g58720-like
Exons: 8
Coding region: 1-672 (223 amino acids)
Source: RefSeq, a predicted model, not a curated record
AUGACGAUGAUCCGCGUGAACUGCUAUGCGCAGGCUGUUAAGGAGGCACCACGCUCAUCAACAUUGCUGUCAAGAUCAACUGUAAUGAAAGCUGGUCCACAACAAGUCCUGUAUUCACUGUUUAAAAUUCCUGAAACACGCACGUAUGAGCCAAGUUCUAUGGACUGGAAAAAGGUAGUAAAGAAACUGCAAACAAUCAAUUAUACAGCUGCAUCAAACAAUCACGAAAGGCCUAAGGAUGGGGAUGGCUAUCGUGAGCUCCGUGGUGUUGCUGCAAGGCAUUACAAUAAAAUGAAAGAAUACUAUCAGAAAGCUACCUUUGCAUAUUCGAAGGGUGACAUGUCAUAUGCUUCUUACCUUGCUGAGGAGGGGAAACAUUAUCGAGAACUGGGUCGCAUAGAAGACGAGAAGGCCAACAGGAAUAUAUUUGAAGCCAGAAAUAAGCAUAUAACGAACACAGUAACCAUCGACUUGCAUGGCCAACAUGUCCAACAUGCUAUGAACCUUCUCAAAAUUCACAUGAUGAUUUGUAUUUGCAUUCCAACUGUCUUAUUGAGGGUAAUUACCGGUUGUGGUUCAGAAGGUACAAGGAAGGGAAAAAUAAAGCGCUCGAGUACUGAGCAGUUUAUCAAAAUGAUACUCAUAACUGUUGCAAAUUAUUCAGAAUACUGA